Messenger RNA from Neltuma alba, 1671 nucleotides. RefSeq lists its product as uncharacterized. The record is from RefSeq and is a predicted model, not a curated record. NCBI's taxonomy places the organism in Eukaryota, Viridiplantae, Streptophyta, Magnoliopsida, Fabales, Fabaceae. Bases 1 to 1671 code for a protein of 556 amino acids. The transcript has 2 exons.
AUGGUACGAACACGUCAGACAGAUCUAGUUGGUAACGGACCGCCUCAAGAGAAUGAGGCCUUUCUGAGACAAAUGAGGGAGAUGAUGACAGCAGUAGUAGAUGAAAGAUUGAGGAAGUUUGAAGAAGACUUCACGAGGAAGCAUCAAGAGUCGGUCAAUCAAGAGGACCAAGAGAAUGAGGUGACUAUGGAGGCACAAAGAGAAGGAGAAAGGGGGUUUAGAGGUGGUGAUCGAGCUGGAGACUUACCUCAGAGGGAGGAGUAUCGAGCAAUUAGCCAGGGAGGAGAUACUUUAGAGGGAGUGAUUUACCCUCCACUACUGAAUGACAUCACCAAGGUAUGGAGAGAGGUGCAUCGUCAUGAUCCUCCACAGUUCAAGGGAAGUUUGGAAUCCUCAGAUGCAGAGAAGUGGAUUGAGUGGAUGGAGACAAUCUUUACUACUGUUCCUUGUCUUUCCCCGCUCAAGGUACAAGUGGUCGUCACUUAUCUGGUGGAGCAAGGAAGGCAUUGGUGGGAUAGUACAAGACCUUCUGAUAUAUCUCAGUUAGACUGGGAUACCUUCAAGCGGAUGUUCUAUGAUCAUUUCUUUCCAAAGGAGUUGCGAAUGGAAAAGCAAUUCCUGAUCUACUCCUUGAAGCAAGGAGAGAUGCAUGAGGAUCAGUUUAUCAUAAGGUUUAUAGACUUGGCAAAGUAUGUGCCCAGGCAGACAGAAGAUCAUUCGUUCUGGCUAGCCCAACAGUUGAUGAAUCGUGCAAGGCCAGAGUUGAAACAGCAAUUGGCCUUGUUAGAGGUCAAUACCUUCGAGGAGAUGUGUGUGAAGCUGCGGGUUGCAGCUAGAAGGACAAGAGAGGUGGUGGAGGCAAGGAGGGCUGAGAACCAAGCUAGAGCAGAUCGUUAUCCUGGUCCUACAGUAGGAGUGGGGAAAAGAAGUCAGUACAGCUCUGGGAGCUCAGGACGUGCCUAUGCCAUGACAAAUGAGGAGGCUUCUGCAUCUCCAAACUUGAUUCGAGGUAACAUUCUACUUGAGGGGUAUGUUAUUUCUACUUUAUUUGACUCGGGUGCUACACACUCUUUUAUUUCUGUGGACUGUGCUCAGAAGUUGAGCUUGCCUAUGGUUGAGCUACCUUAUGAUUUGAGAGUGUCUACUCCUGCGGGAGUCACUGUCGUAAUUGGAAGAGCAUGUCUAGAGCUUGCACUUCAGUUUGAGAAUCGAGAUUCUACAAUAGAUCUGUUUUGUCUACCUCUGAAAGGUAUCGACGUGAUUAUUGGCAUGAACUGGUUGAUGGCCAAUGGUGCAGUUCUUGAUUGUAAAAGGAGGUUGGUGACGAUUUUGGUAGGUGCCUUAUGUGCUGAAAUGUUAGGUGGUCCAAUGUUGUUGUCAGUUGUCCAGGUAAAGAAGGCGGUAAGGAAAGGGUGCCAGGCCUUCAUUGUCUUCUUUUCAAUUAGUGAGGAUAAGGCAAGAGGAAUUGAACAGAUAGCUAUGGUGAGGGAUUACCUUGAGGUGUUUUCAGACGAGGUUGCAGGACUACCUCCAAAGCGAGAAGUGGAGUUCUCCAUAGAAUUGGUUCCGGGAACCACCCCAAUCUCAAAGGCUCCUUAUAGAAUGUCUCCUUUAGAAUUGGUAGAAUUGAAAAAGCAGCUAGAAGAAUUAUUAGAAAAGGGACUUAUCUGA